AUGAAUAAUAGAGCUUGUGCUUUUGACUUUCUGGCUGAGAGAGAAAGGGAGAGAGGGAGAGAGAAAACGAUUCCGUUGAGCGUGGCUCUUGUGCACAUGUGUUUCGGAUGCGUUGGCAUCAUCGUGCAUGAAGACUCAAUUGGAACCACGGUGGGGCGAAAGGAAACAAUAGCACGUAGAAGCGUUCAGCUCAAGCUGAGAAAUAGGGAGGACAAGACUGUAGAGUUGCAGACCAGUCUUCUCACCAUGGCUCGUCGCUCGUCCAUGCUCUUGGUGGCUGUGUGCCUGGCCCUCUUCGGUCUUGCUGCCAUGUCUUUCGUCUCAGCAGCACCUGAGGCUGCACGAACUGAGACACACAAAGACCGAGCAGCACAAGCCGCGGCCAUCUCGGCUGCAGUGCUGACUGUGCCUGAGAUCGCGCAUGCUGGCAACUCGGGCUACGCAUUGCUGCAGCUUGGCUGGGCUAUUUUCAUCAUCUCCCUGGGUCCUGCUGUGCUCUUCUGGAUCUACUUCAACAAGCCGGAGCUGCUGUGA
This is a messenger RNA of Durusdinium trenchii, 534 nucleotides long. The record is from the annotation of a GenBank genome assembly. Lineage: Eukaryota; Dinophyceae; Suessiales; Symbiodiniaceae.